Cyclocybe aegerita is the source of this 1722-nucleotide messenger RNA. NCBI's taxonomy places the organism in Eukaryota, Fungi, Basidiomycota, Agaricomycetes, Agaricales, Hemipholiotaceae. The record is from the annotation of a GenBank genome assembly.
AUGUCCAUGCCACGCCCUUUAAUCAUCGAGCUCAAUCGCUGCUUCGAACCCAAUGCCUUCAACACCGGACCAUCUCUUACCGCCUUAAUCGCCGCUCAAAAAGCAAAGGAGGCAAAGGCGAAGCUCGCCGACGACCGACCAACCCCUACCCAAAGCAGCUUCUCCUCCGUUGAGGAAGUUCUUUCCGAGUUCGAUAUCCCAGAUCUCACGGCUUCGCCAGCGAGUUCCACCUCGACGCUUUCUUCACUGUCCCUGGAAGAUGAAGAAAUCAGGCGUAUUUUCUCCAACCCGGACCCUAUGUACGACGCCCUGGUGGAAGCUUCUCCCCUUCUCCUCGACGGUAAUCUCUCUCUCGACUUUUUGCAACGCGAAAGCCUGGAUAUCACGACCCUCAAGAAAGACGAGCUGAACCCGCGGGCAGCGCCUUUCGUUCCCUCCUUCACUCCUCCACCUACGGUGCAUAACCCUCUCAAUGCUCCAUACAUCUCACCUAUCGACCUUGACAACAGCGACGACAUGCUCAUUCCGCCCCUCGACCUCGAGUUGUAUGCAUCACCUUCGCCACAGUGGUGUCUCGUACCCCAAGAAGACAUGCAACUCGUGAACUACAGCACCCCUCUUCCGGUCUUCAGCUCUCCCCAUAUCCAAAGCACCACCUUCGCGCCCCUCUACCCUCCAGGUCUUCCUCAUCCUCCACACAAGGCCCUCGAAGUCGCCCUACAAGCAGAGGCAGUAGUCCCGGCUGCACUGCCCCCUCCGGUGUACCUUCCGCUCCUCAUGGACGCGUUGAAGGUCACCACGACCCCUCGCGAGCGUGAGGUCCUUCUCGGUGUCAUAUUCGAUCCAAAUACGUGCUACGUCGAUUGGAACUUCGACAGCCUCUUAGGGCUUGUUGAACAUCUGUUCAUCGGCACGUUUGGGACAGAAGCUGAGUGGUUGGCCGACCAGAACACCCCCGCACGCGAACCAGCUUGUUACGUCACCCCCGGAUCAUCUAUUUCGUCCUCGGAGGAGAGUCCUGCCAUGACAAGUGAAGAAGCAUUCGCAGAGGUUGCGCAGGAGCUGCACAAGCAGUUGAACGAGAAGUUAGGCGAAGACUAUGGGAAGACGUUCGUAUGGCACCUGCGAGAAACCCUUUUGGGAAAGUUCCUUCGAGCUUGGGACACGACCAACCCCUCUGCCAUCACCUUUCAAUCCAACCUACCGUCCGGCUACGUCCAUGCCUCGCUCUCCCUCUGCAAAGCAAUCGGCGCAGUCUUCCAACGAGGCAUCCUAUGGCGGGAACACGUCGACCUAUGCCUACGCGCCCUUCUCAAGGACCUCGUCUCCGUCGAGCACGUUGAAGCGCUCGCCCUUAUUGUCCUCGGAUGCGGAAAGACGUUUUGGGACCCACCUGCGUCUCUCCUCAUCGCUCCGCCGCCCAAUGCCUCUUCCACUGUUCCCGACACCCCAACGAUUGCAUCUCGUCCACCAAGCUCGCCUCCGAGGCUCGAAGAGAUGACAGGACAUGCGAGGUAUGCGCUUACGACGCACGUGGCGAACUUCCUUGAUGCACUUGAGGGCAGCGUGGUUGGGAGAGGGAUCAAUGACGCCGCUAGUGUGCUCGGUCAGCCGUGGGGUGCUGCCCAGCUGGAAGCGAGGGUCCAGGAGAUCGUGAGUACUGUGAAAAGCUGGGAGGAGGCCUUCUUGGCGAUGAUCCAGCCGGCGGCUGAAGCAGCUUAA